This is a messenger RNA of Actinia tenebrosa (Australian red waratah sea anemone), 879 nucleotides long. RefSeq lists its product as uncharacterized. The record is from RefSeq and is a predicted model, not a curated record. Lineage: Eukaryota; Metazoa; Cnidaria; Anthozoa; Actiniaria; Actiniidae.
AUGAAAUUCUUUAUUCUUACGUUUGUCAUCACUUCUGUUGUUAGAGAUGUGGUAUCGCGACCAGCAGCUCCGAAUCCUGCAUCAUCACAUCUAUUAUUAAGCAAAAAGCAGACAGUGAUAGCUGUCCCUCCUGUUGCUUCGUCUGAUUUACGAGGGCCAUACCUCCCACCAGCAAAUGGAGACAAUCAGAUCUUUCUUCCUCAUCAUCACUAUCAUACAGGCUAUCAUUUUAGUCAUGGGCUGCUAGUGAGGCCGCAACCAGGUUACCAUGUGUAUCACCAUCAUGUCCUACAUCCAGCGGGAUUACACCAAAUAAAUCAUGUACCUUAUGGCCAUCAUAUGGCAUUAGGCCAUGUAACACCCCAUACUAUCCAUCAUUUACCAUACGGACAUCACGGCCAUUUUACUCACAUACCAUACGGUCAUGUUAACUCCAUACCUAUCGGAAUGUCCGACCACCAUGCAUUUGAUGACCCACUAUGGCCCAGUAUGGACCUAUCAGGACCCGUUGCUGUGUCGGACCCUAAUGAUGGACUCUAUCAAGAACCCAGAACAGGUACCCUCGUCCCACGUCCCAUCAUGCCACAGCAGUACCCAGUACUCUUAGACCACAGCUCCAACAUGGCCGGGGAGAAUGGACCUGGUCUGGUUUUUGUUGGUGGAACAGCAAAGAGUGCCAUUCCACAUGAUGUAGCGCAGAACAUGGCAGCAAGGAAAGCCUCUCAGACCAGUGCACCUCAAAAUAAAAUGCAAGAUUAACAUACUUCAAGUGGGUGGAUUGGAGAGUAACAUGAUUUCAAGUUCUUAAUCAUGUUCCUUAGACAGAACAUGAAGUAAAAAAAUAUGCAUUCUUAUAAAAUAAUAUGCAGGCCCGUCCAG